Molecule: messenger RNA, 327 nt
Organism: Protopolystoma xenopodis
Lineage: Eukaryota; Metazoa; Platyhelminthes; Monogenea; Polystomatidea; Polystomatidae
Source: the annotation of a GenBank genome assembly
AUGCAUGUCAAUCCUGAGCUUCAUGAACUUGGGAUACAUGUAGACAGACCGAACCUCGCCUCACCAUUGUUCCAGUUUCAGCAAUCAACUCGUCUUGAUCUAGAAGAAGGCGGCAGUUUCUGUCCAAAUACUUCGUAUUCACUUCCCCCUAUCGAUUUCGUUGGUAAUCCUAUAUUAUCAGGAAAAGCGGAUUCUCAACUUGUAGUAGAUGUAUCCAUCGGUCUCCUAACCACCACAUGCUCUGAUUCCAUUUCUCCUCCUGUUAAUUCUGCAUCAGUUAUUGAUUCACAAAAAAAACGUACAGAAGAUAAAUGUGGUGAGGCAUAA